GCUGGGAGGGGGCAGAGAGAGAUUUUUAUUGGAAGCUGUUAAAGUGGUUGCUAUGAGACCUUCUCCAGCUAACACAGGCACAGCAGCGAGUGUGAGGCUGAUAAAUCGUACCUCUUGCAUUAUACCUUUCCUUUCUGCCUUUUUCCCCCCCCCCUUAACACAGCUUUUGUAGUUGUUUAAGAUCACAGGAAGCACCUGCCACUUGCUUUUUCUUCCCUUUUGCUCCCUUCUUCUGCCUCGUGCAAGAUGGAGCUAGAAAAUGAAAUUAUCAGCUCCUCCAGCAAUUCUUCAGCAGGCUCCAGAGAGUACAAGGUGGUGAUGCUAGGAGCGGGGGGAGUUGGCAAAAGCGCAAUGACAAUGCAGUUCAUAAGCCAUCGGUUCCCUGACUAUCACGAUCCAACUAUAGAGGAUGCCUAUAAAACUCAAGUCCGAAUUGAUGACGAACCAGCCUAUUUGGACAUUCUAGACACUGCUGGACAGGCAGAAUUCACAGCCAUGAGGGACCAAUACAUGCGGGGCGGAGAAGGCUUCAUUAUCUGCUAUUCCAUCACAGACCGCCAAUCCUUUCAAGAAGCUGCUGAGUUUAAGGAACUCAUUUAUCGCGUCCGGCACACCUAUGACAUCCCCUUGGUGCUGGUGGGAAACAAAAUAGAUCUUGAAGAGUUCAGACAGGUCUCGACUGAAGAAGGAAUGAGCUUAGCCAGAGAAUACUCCUGCUCCUUUUUUGAGACUUCAGCUGCCCUCCGCUUCUACAUUGAUGAUGUCUUUCAUGGACUAGUGAGGGAAAUCCGAAGGAAAGAGUCCUCACUGCCCAUGGUAGAGAAGAAGAUGAAGAGGAAGGAUAGUCUGUGGCGGAAACUGAAAGGAUCCCUGAAGAAAAAAAAGGAAAGUACAACCUGAUGGCAAUUCCCCAUGAGCCACCCAUCAGGAGCUGACCACAGUAACCUGUAACAGUUCAAAAAGGCAGCAUUGACACAGCAUCUUCCAGAUCAGGUCCUGGAGUUCCUUCCCUUCAGCCCUCAUGCAGAAGUAGCUCCUUGAAGGCCCAAUUCAUGGUUGCCCUGUGGCUCCUCUGUAUUAUAGAUAAAGUCACUUAGCAUACCCUCUCAUCCCUUCUCUGCAAAUCUGAGCGGAGAAAAUACUGUGUUUUUUAACCUGUGGUCCCUGGCUGGUGUUCAAAUGCUAGGAGUUAAGCCAGCAUCCAAGGCAGAACCAGCUUCCACCAGCUCUAGGACAACGGAUGCACUUAUUGCCUCCUCUCUACAUGCAUGGAUCAUUUCACCAUCCCAGGAAUGAAUAACAUUGAUUUCAAUGGACAUUUUGACUGUUUAAGGACCUUAGGAUUUGUCCUUCAGCUUUGCAUUCACAUGUAGGUUUAGGGUUAGACUGCGCUCAGCCCGCACGCACGUGUCUCUGUGCCAAUGUGUGUGUGUGACCCAGGCCCGAAGGGAACGCUGGGGGUUCCCGAUUUUGACCCUGUAAAGCCCUAUCCUCAUUGUGUCCUUUCCAUUUAGGGGGAAGGCUUGGCAAGCAUAGCACAAAUCACGCACCAGCUGUCUGGAGGCUGCAGGGCGACUGCUCUGUCCCCUCUGCUCAUGAGUCACCGGGACUGCCUAGCAGAGCUACCGUGUCCUACAGACAUGCCGUGCAUUCGAUUCACAGAAUAGUUUGGGUCGGAAGGGACCUUUAAAGGUCAUCUAGUCCAACCCCCCCCGCCAAAAGCAGGGACAUCUUCCACUAGAUCAGGUUGCUGGGAGCCCCGUCCAACCUGACCUGGAAUGUUCCCAGGGAUGGGGCAUCCACCACCUCUCUGGGCAAACCUGUUCCAGUGUUUCACCAUUGGCCACACUCCUGCAUCCCACCAAGGAGCGUACAAAGGCACUGUCUGUCUGAUGCUUCCCAGAGCCCUCCCUAGAGCGAUGCAGCUCUGUCCCAGCAUGUAAUAACAUCUGCGAUGUAGCAUUCAGCCCUCGAUUUACUAGAGAAUUGCAUCAGGUCAGUUACCAUCUUUCACAGUCCUUGACCAUCCAAGUGAAUCACUUGAUCGAUCAGUUGGACAGAUCUUUUAAAUAUUCCUUUUUAAAGCUGGCAUGAAGUAGAGUAUACUCUCAUGGACCAUUUUUUUCCCCAGACUUCUUUUACUAUUGAGUUUUAUUUAUAAAUUUUACAAUUAAUACAUGCAUUCAUUUUGUCAAAAAAUAAAGUUCGUGAUUUCCAUGAAACCAUAA
Aquila chrysaetos chrysaetos is the source of this 2228-nucleotide messenger RNA. RefSeq names its product Ras like without CAAX 2 (gene RIT2). The transcript has 5 exons. The record is from RefSeq and is a predicted model, not a curated record. Bases 247 to 900 code for a protein of 217 amino acids. Gene Ontology annotation, biological process: Ras protein signal transduction; positive regulation of neuron projection development. Gene Ontology annotation, molecular function: GDP binding; GTP binding; GTPase activity. Gene Ontology annotation, cellular component: plasma membrane. Lineage: Eukaryota; Metazoa; Chordata; Aves; Accipitriformes; Accipitridae.